This is a messenger RNA of Myotis lucifugus (little brown bat), 3229 nucleotides long. RefSeq names its product CXXC-type zinc finger protein 4-like. The record is from RefSeq and is a predicted model, not a curated record. Lineage: Eukaryota; Metazoa; Chordata; Mammalia; Chiroptera; Vespertilionidae. Gene Ontology annotation, cellular component: nucleus. Gene Ontology annotation, molecular function: methyl-CpG binding; zinc ion binding. The coding region runs from base 724 to 1077 and encodes 117 amino acids. The transcript is spliced from 2 exons.
GUGAAACUCUCCGGGCCCUCCCGUGGGGGUGGGGCAGAGAACAACUUUCUUGCAAAUCACCUUGACCACCACCUUCAAUGAGUCGCCCAGGUUCCCUGAACACCCCAUCCGGCCCUCGGCCUCCUCCCCAGGCAGGGCGUGGGUGCUAGUGUGCCCUGCCAGGGGUUCUGGGCAGAACUUCAUUGAGCGAGCCCGGCUCUUCCCCCCAUUUUCUCUCUCCCCGGCGGCAGCAGCAGCAGGAAAAGGGAACACGUGAAAGUUGUCUGAGCCCCAGGUGAUGCGCUCCCUUCCCCUUUCUGUCUUUUCCAGGCAGCCUUGCCUUCACCACCCUGACUCGGGAAGAGAAAUAAUCAGGAGAAACUGCCCCUGCUCUGCCCCCACCACACACCUGUCCACCUCAUGCCUGCACCCAGGGUGGGUGAGGGUGAAGCGCCCUCCCGGCCAAGAUGAUCCCUGCUCUGGGCGCUGCUGCUGCUGUCCUCCCCCAGACCCUGGGCCCCAGCCAGUGGGAGAGCGGCCCCCAGCUGAGCCCUACCAGACUGCUGCAGAGGAGGUGAAGAGGGGUGGAGAAGAGGCACCUGCCCGAGACUGGAGCUCCUAGCCGCCCCCUUGUAGGCUUGUGACUGUUUUAGGGAAGAAGGACCUGUUGGUGGCCUUGGCAGGCAGGAAGCUGGACGGUGGCUCUGCCCUGGCACCUAUGCCCCCGCGUCUGGCAGCAGCGUCAUGAGCCAGUUUCAGGUGCCCCUGGCCGUGCAGCCGGAGCUGCCCGGCCUUUAUGACUUUCCUCAGGGCCAGGUAAUGGCAGGGGGCUUCCAGGGGCCUGGGCUCCCGAUGGCUGGGAGUGAGCCUCAACUCCGAGGGGGCGGGGAUGGGCGAAAGAAACGGAAACGGUGUGGCACGUGUGAGCCCUGCCGGCGGCCCGAGAACUGUGGGGCUUGCACCAGUUGCACCAACCGUCGCACACACCAGAUCUGCAAGCUGCGCAAGUGUGAGGUGCUGAAGAAGAAAGCGGGGCUUCUCAAGGAGUGGAAGCAGCAUAUCCUGGUCUGGGCGUCACCGACUCCGUGCCCUGGUUAAAACAGACAUCUGGAUCACAUCUGCAGCUCCCACCCCAGCUUGGGAGAAGUGUCCAGCCCCUUUCUGUUACUGGCGUUGGAGGAGUCGGCAUCCUGCUGGACCAGUGCCGUGGGUCACUUCUGAAAGGGGGUGGGGCAGGGCUGAGCUUUACUCCUGGGCAUGAGAUCUGGUGUGUGGGGGAGAGGAGAACCUGCCCAUCUACUCUGUGAAGCUGGGCUCCAUUCCUCCUGUGAUCAGACCUGGGGGGUGGGGGCCUGAUGUUUAUAGGUUGGAUGUUUCUGGAACCAGUGGUCCUCGUGAACCAUGUUUAAGCUCUUUUUUUUUUGGCAAUGAUGAGGCAUACCUGAGGGAGAGGGGCUGGAGGGAGGCCAGAGUCCCGUCAUCCUGGGUGUGAGCUGCCGGCCUGGGCUGCCGGGCGGUCGGAGUUAAGAUACCGGGGAUCUGGGUUGGCUGAGGCUUAGGACAACCCUGCUGAGAGGUGUCUGCCUCCCUACAGACCUGCCAUGUCGCUGCCCCGCCAGGCCCCCAGGGUCAGGGAAAGUGCGGCCGGUGGCCUGCGGAACCCCAGGGCAGAAGGUCCACGUGCCAGCCCAGGACAGGGUCUCCCAGUUUCUGGAGAAACAAUGGAAAGAUGACAAUGGAGGGAGCUUUUUUUUAAAGCUAAUUUUUUUUUUUUACUUAAAAAGAAGUACUUUGUUUUAAUAAUAGAUCCUUUCUACUUCUUAAUGUUUAAAAUGUGCUUUUUAAAAAUGAAAUCAAGGUGUUGAUAGAAAGUUUAUUUUUUUAAAAGAAGUCUUUACUUAGCAAAGUACAAAAUGACAACUAUUACCUGUCUCCAUAAUUUUUUUAAAAUUUUAUUUUUUAAUCUUCAACCGAGGAUUGAGAGAGAGAAACAUCGAUUUGUUGUUCACAUAUUUAUGGAUUAAUUGGUUGAUUCUUGUAUGUGCCUGGACCAGGGAUCAAAUAAACAACCUUGGCGAAUCAGGACGACGCCCUAACCAACUGAGCUACUUGGUCCGGGCCUGUCUCCAUAUGUCUCUAUUUUAUUGGUCCACGAAGGCCGAAAGCGUGGGAACCACUGCCAGGCUGCGUUGCAUUUAAUGGAUGCACCUCUAGCAGAGCUGCUAUGCCUAGAGGCUCAGCCUGAGUGAAGGAACUCCAGGUGCAGCCCAGCAUUUACCAGGCCCCCAGAACCUUAACCCUUAGAUCUGAGCCGCCACGUAGCAGAGGAACAAGCCCCAGGACUGGGGGAGUUGGGGAAGGAGAGGAUGCGUUCCUGGUAUCUGAGUUUUCUUUGGUUUGGGCUCAGGAAUAUAACGUAAGCAUUUGGCCCAGACUCUUCAGGUGGAACAAGACACAGCAUCCCAGGAGUCUCUUGGGAAUCAGACCAUCUCCUUGCAUCCCUGCUCCCUGGCAUUUCCUCUUCUGGGCACCCUUUCCUCACUUCCAUCCUGUCUCCACCUCCCCCGGCUUCCUUUGAGCUAUCUGUCGACAGCUGCUUUGGAUCGUCCUGUAAGUGGGUAAACGUUAUCUCGGUUUCCCCGGCUUCCUUCCCUGCUCCUCACUCCUCUUCCAGUGGAAGGGUGGGUGGCAGUGCUGCAGAGUCCUUCUAUCAGAAGAGAAGUUCGGCAUUUUAGGACAGCUCCCAGAGUGGGCCCUCCCACCAAGGCCGGCGACUGCUGCUCUGGCUCCUAACAUGCAGUAACGCACCUGAAGGGGUCAUUCCCGUUCCGUCGUCUUCCUUCCUAGUUCCGGGAAGGAUUUAGAUCCCGGACUGAUGCCCAGACCUUUGGACCUCCACAUUCUUUUUACCUGAAUGGUGGCUCAUAGCACGAGACAGCGGGUUAGAAAAGUCAGAUUUGGUGGGUGUGGAGACACAGGGACCUCAGAACCCGCAGCACGCCCUGUGCCGCCUACUCUCCUGAGCACCGGUUUUCUCAUUUGUCAGACAGGGUAACGCUUCUUUGCAGGGUUUGUUGUGAGAAUUGAGAUAAAGUAUGCAUAAUGCCCGGCACGUAGUAGGUCAUCAGCGCAUGGCGACAGUACAGUCCCAGAACAUCUAGAAAAGAAUUAAUCUUUGUGCAUAAACAACUGUGCAUUUGUGAGCCUCUGGGUUGUAACUGUAAAGAUGCAACUCAAAUUAAAUGUUUAU